AAGACACCGAAGCAUUCCACAUUGCCUGAUCUAACUGAAGAUGAGCUGAUAAGGUCAAUGAGCACAAUGGAGGAGGAGGAGAUGUACGAUCAGAAAGCUAUCAACGACUUUAUGGCUCAGGAAACUCUUCCUGACGAUGACGUUCUAGUCUUUAAAUUCAACGGCCUUCAACAAACAACUAUCUUUGGUGCACGCACCAUUACACGACUGAAUGAGCGAAUCGCUAAUUUACGUAUGACUCCGGCACUGGGAGCCUUUCAAUCUGACGUAUCGAUGACCGACUCUGUUGCUAUGGUGGAUCGCCCUGAGGACUCCGUCUACGUCGGACUGAAUGUCGAAAAGGAGAGUCUUCUCCGAAGUCUCAAACACACCGAGACUACUGAUGCUCUUGUAGUUGCAGUGCGGGAGAAAGUUGCUGAAUAUCCCGGAGAGUUUAUUACUUUCAUCGUGGAUGAGAAGAUGAAGUUUGAUGGAAACUUUAUCAUGAUCCUUUCUCAAGAUCUGGAUAAUACUCUCCGGUUGGAGGAUCUAGAGGUAAAUGAGAAGGAUCUUGUGGUCGAUGUAAUCGAAGAAGCUGAUGAUGAUGUCACAUGGGUCUUUCCUAGUAUCGAACAUCCUUGGGCGAAUCAGGGAUCUGACUUGGAAAUUAUGGAAGAGGGAUGCGUAGAGACACGAGCUCGAGUUGUAAGCAAGUUUGAACGCCCUCGACGUGACUUCGGUGCAAAAAGGGAAUUGAAUGUGGGUCAGGAGGGCCCAGCAUACACUGAGGUAAAACCCUAUGAAGAUAAGAACUUCUCUAUUCCAGUCAUGGAACUAGAGCGUGGAGUCACAUGUGUUAAUAGUAGAUGUGACCAUUGCACCAAUACGGACUGGCUUUAUCCGCGGAAUCAAGUGGUGCAGUACAUUCCUCGUUUGGCUUUAAUGGAGGAGAAGGAGACUAGCGCUAUUAAGAUAGCGUCUCAGAAGCCCAUUGGUGGCCUAAGCAAUCUUCUUGGCUUGUUUGAACAAGGUUUAAAGGAGAAUCUAAUGUUCAAUUUCUUAACAGACGAUUUCGCCCAGUUAGGUUUCAGUGAUGACACUUACGACAAUAAAUCUGCAAACAACUUUAAAGAGAUUCUCACACUUUCUGAUCUAAGAUUUACCAAAGACAAAGCUGUCUCUCAUAUCGAAUGGCAUCCCGAAAUUGAGGGCGUAUUGGCAAUGUCAAUAGUAGAAAGGCUGCCUUACGAUGAACUUGUGAGUCAGCUAUCUCGUGUGUUGAUGACCCCAACCUACAUCAUUGUGUGGAGUCUCCAUGAUCCCACUCAGCCGCAGCUGUUGCUGCUAGCUCCAGAAGAUAUUUAUUGUUUCCAGUUUAAUCCAACCGAUCCGCACAUUGUUGCUGGGGGAUGCAACAAUGGCGAGGUCGUAUUGUGGGACUUUUCCAGGCAUGAUCUCACAAACGUGCUUGAGAAACUGAGGAGUAAACAGGAAUUGCCGCUUUUUCAGUUUGAUGAGAAUGAAAGUCAGAAGGUGCCAACAAUACCUUGGUGCGCAGCUAGUAACAUAGAGGCCUCACACGCCACACCCAUCACCUGUCUGCAAUGGUUGCCCGACCACAUUGAAUUGGACCGAGCUGGCCUGACCUACGAGAACACGUCGCAGCGCUGCGUACAGCUCCUCACCUGUGCAACUGACGGUGGAAUUUUCGUGUGGGAUCUACGGCCGGAAAAAUGCGUACUGGCAGUGGAUAAGACUCGCGACCAGAUAAUUGUGCCUCACAACGUUCCAGCAACCUUCAAUGCACUGGAUGCCAAGUGGAAGCCCCUGCUUCACGUCAAUCUCUUCCGACCGGAUAAUGCACCGGAUCACUGUCCCACUUGUUUCUGCAUUCGAGAGAGGCAAGGCGACCGUUCGGUACUUGACUUGAAAGCCAAUAUCGCCAAAAAGAUAGCCUCUGAGAAUGACCCGAAUCGUGUGGGUUUACCCAAAGCGCAGCCAUUGGAUGGCAUCAACUCAGUCAUUUUUGUGGGCACCGUAGAUGGAGAUAUGGUGUGCGUGGAUUGGAUGCCGCAGAAAGAUGUGAAGACGGCCAAACGACAGACACCAAUGCCAAGCUUUGUGGCCCAAUUGCACGAUGGUCCCAUAGUCUAUAUUGCACGAUCACCCUUCUUACCCGAGGUGGUGCUCUGUGUGGGCGGCUUUACAUGGUCCAUGUGGAAGGAAAAUGUAACUUCAGGACCUCUCCUCUGCUCCGCUGCCUACGCCAAGGCGCCAACUGGUGGUCUUUGGUCCCCUUCCCGAUCCUCCGUGUUCUACAUUAUGCGUGCUGAUGGGGUUCUGGAGGCCUGGGAUCUCCUAGACAAGACGCAUGAACCCGCACUCUUGCAUACCGUCUCCUCCUCUGCUCUCACUGCCCUAUCAAUUAAAGUGGAGAGCCGAAAACACUUUCUUGCUGUUGGGGACAUGCAUGGAGCACUAAAAAUUCUUCUUAUACCACAUCGGCUUAAAGUUGGUGGACCGGAGGAGUUGGAAGCGAUGGCAGGUUACAUAGACCGCGAGGUGCGUCGACGCGCCUUUGUGAUGAGCCGAUGGAAACGGCGUGAGCAAGAGCGCUUACAGAAGGAAGCGGAGAGCAAACACCUCGCUGGCAUUUCCACAGUUGGUGAACUUACUGCUACUGAGAAGCUGCAGAAAAUGCGGGUUUGGCUUCUUUGUAACGGAGGAUAUGACUUCAUAUAUCUCCCUUAUAGAUCGAUGAUGCUUACGGAAGCCACAGCAGCUCAGAUCUUAAACUUUUCUCAACCCCUCGAUAUCAAGUUGCUCGAUGAGGUCGUCGCAGCUAUGUACAAGUCCAGUGGAGACGAACAGAAACUCGCAGAAAAGAUAUUGAGUGCUCUCAAGGAGCAUCCAGAGGCUUGGACGCGUGUCGAUAGUAUCCUCGAGUUUAGUUCUUCUCAGCAAACCAAGUACUUUGCUCUCCAGAUUCUCGAGUCACUUAUAAAAACUCGGUGGAAGGUACUGGCCCGACCUCAGUGCGAGGGCAUCAAAAAGUACAUCGUUGGUUUAAUAAUUCAGACCUCUUCUAAUCCCGAUCUUAUGGAGAGCGAAAAAACAUACUUAAGUAAGCUCAACAUGAUUUUGGUCGAGGUAAGGUUGUGUGAUUUCGUGGAUGUUGUGCAUUAUCUACAGAUUUUGAAGUUCGAAUGGCCCACGAAUUGGCCUCACUUCAUCUACGAUAUUGUUGGAGCCAGUAAGACCAACGAGUCACUAUGUCAGAAUAAUAUGGUCAUCUUGCGGUUAUUGAGUGAAGAAGUUUUCGACUUUUCGCUGGGACAGAUGACACAAACAAAGGCGAAGCAUCUAAAGGACUCCAUGUGUCAAGAAUUUGGCAUGAUUUUUCAACUUUGCCUUUUGGUGUUGGAGACUUCGCAGAAUGCCUCGCUGGUUGUUGUAACACUGGAGACCCUCCUCCGAUUUAUGCACUGGAUCCCACUAGGCUACAUAUUUGAAACCGAUCUUAUCCAGAGUCUUGUGUGUCGCUUUCUCAGCGUGCCCGUUUUUCGAAACGUCACACUUAAAUGCCUAGCAGAAAUUGCCGGAGUCCCUGCAAAAGAGUAUUCCAAAAAAGUCAUUGAGCUAUUUAACCUCACAACAGCCAAAUUGAAUGAGAUGCUCCCUCUCUCUACUCGAAUUCGCGAGGCCUACGAGAAGGGAACAACAGACGAACAGAACUUUAUCCAAAUUUUGGCGAUCUUUUAUUGUACUUUUCUGAAAUGUCACAGUGAUCUCAUUGAGUCGGGGGAACUAACAGAAAAACUAGUCGAUGCAUAUAAAUAUCUUCUUCGCAUUUCUGAGGUCGAUGAUAAGGAGAUAUUUAAAAUUUGUUUGGAGUACUGGGACUAUUGGGUCUGCGAGCUGUAUACUGAGGCUAGCAUAUCGUGUCGCUCCCUUCAUUAUCCCUCAGUCUCGCGGGCAGAAUUCGCGCCACUUCUGUCGGAGUUCUUUGGAUCUUCUUCACAGCUCCGGACAAUUCUGAUCUCACGAAUGGCACGGCCAGAGGAGGUUCUUGUUGUUGAGAAUGAGCACGGUGAAGUCGUAAGGGAAUUCAUGAAGGAUACGGACAGUUUGAAUUUAUACAAAACUAUGCGAGAGACGCUUAUCUACUUGACGCACCUUGAUCAUGAGGAUACAGAGAAGAUAAUGCUACGGAAACUGAAGUGUCAGGUGAAUGGGACGGAGUGGUCGCGUGCUAAUCUAAACUCUCUAUGCUGGGCCAUUGGCAGCAUCUCAGGUGCGAUGAUGGAAGACAACGAACGUUCCUUCUUGGUCAUUGUCAUCCGCGAUUUGUUGGGUCUCUGUGAGCACAAACGAGGGAAGGACAACAAAGCCAUCGUUGCAAGCAAUAUCAUGUACGUGGUAGGUCAGUAUCCACGCUUUCUGCGAGCGCACUGGCGCUUUCUCAAGACUGUCAUCACAAAGCUGUUUGAGUUCAUGCACGAAACUCAUGAGGGCGUUCAGGAUAUGGCCUGUGAUACAUUCAUCAAGGUGGCGCAAAAGUGCCGCAGGCAACUUCUCAUUCCUCAGUGCGGUGCAGCAUGUGGCUUUGUGGAGGAUAUAAUUCGCAGUACUGACUCCAUAAUCUCAGACCUGCAGCCGCAGCAGGUGCAUACUUUCUAUGAAGCGGUCGCAACGAUAAUCAGUGCAGAAACAGAUCGGUCGGUUCAGAACGAUCUUGUGGAGGGCCUCUUCCGUCUUCCUAACGCCAUUUGGGAUGAUAUUCUCCUCCGCGUGGCUGCAGACAUGACCGUGAUGGGAGACGUAGAGGUGGUGAAACAGCUCUGCAACAUCCUUAAGACCAACUUGGCUGCGUGCCGGGCUCUCGGAAAUGCCUACAUGGUCCAGCUAUGUCGUAUCUACCUCGAUAUGCUCAAUAUCUACCGACUGCUCUCGGAACAGAUUAACGCCUCUAUUGCUACCCAUGGUGAACAGAUUGUCAAGCAACCCUUGGUACGGUCAAUGCGUGCUGUUAAGAAGACUGUACUCAACCUCCUCUCCUGCUGGAUUCAAAGGAGUCAUAAUCCCGUGUUGGUAGCCAACGACUUCCUUCCACCCCUAUUGGAGGCCGUAGCGACAGACUAUCAGCAGAGUCCACCCAUUUCUCGCGAACCUGAGGUACUCACUACUAUGGCGACAAUCGUAAACCGCCUCAGCGAAAACGUGCUGCGCUCCCUUCCGCGAAUUCUUGACGCAGUGUUUCAGUGCACCCUGGAGAUGAUUAACAAGGACUUAGAAGAAUUCCCUGAGCACCGCACCAAUUUCUUCACUCUUCUUCAGGCAGUGAACGCACAUUGUUUCUCCGCUCUUAUGACCCUCACUGCUGAAAAGUUUAAACUUAUCCUUGAUAGCGUCAUAUGGGCCAUCAAGCACACCAUGCGGCAAGUCUCUGAGACUGGCCUCAACAUCCUCCAUACCAUGCUCUCCAACCUCGCAGCAGUCAAUUCUCCGAAUCAGCAGCUCUUCUUCCGUAACUUCUACAUCGAAAUUAUGCAACACAUGUUUGCCGUGGUAACCGACCGUUCUCAAACUGGAAAUUUGACUCUGCAGGCCUCAUUGUUGGCCUACAUGUUCAAGAUGGUGGAGAACGGUGUAAUAACAGUUUCGUUGGGUGGUGAGUCUCCGGAGUUCGACGUGCCUCCUGAGGUCAACGUACAAUAUGUGCAUCAGCGUUUGUUAGAGCUACUGAAGCAGGCCUUUCCCCACCUUCAAGAGGCUCAGUUAGUCGUCUUUAUCAAGGGUCUCUUUGCACUAGACACUGAUGUGACGGCGUUCAGGGAGCAUCUGCGCGAUUUCCUGGUUCAGAUUCGUGAGAUUACGGGCGAAGAUCUUUCUGACCUCUACUUAGAGGAGCGAGAGGCGGAAAUCGCAGCCGCGCAGGCGGAAAAGUUAAAACGUCAGGCAGAAGUGCCAGGUCUACUGGUCCCUUUGGGUGUUGAAAUGAAUGUGAUAACACCUUGCGGUGUUGGAGGUGGCGUUAGUAGCGGUAGCGUUGGUGCUGGCAUGGAUAUGGCUGAUUAA
Molecule: messenger RNA, 6057 nt
Organism: Hydatigera taeniaeformis
Lineage: Eukaryota; Metazoa; Platyhelminthes; Cestoda; Cyclophyllidea; Taeniidae
Source: the annotation of a GenBank genome assembly